AUACGCGAGGGCACCGGGUGAGUGCAUGCGGUUAGGGGUAGCAUCUCCCCCACCGGCUGGAUCGGAAGGAUCGUUCUUCUGCUCUCUGACCGCCGUGUCUGCAUAUUUUGCAAAUAGCGCAGUCAUAAUCAUCAUUCAAUAGCCUACAUAAGGAUGAUAUGCGGCGGUAUUAUGUGCAGAGGGUUUCAUUUCGGGUAUUACCAUAUCGCAGCCAUGAAGUUCUUUCUCUACCGUCUCCUGGACAUUGACAUUUUGGACGAGGCUGCCGCAUUAACUUGUUUCUUUGCAUACGGUCAGAUCUUUCGGAGUAUAAAGACCUACCCACCCUAAAGCCGAAUUUUUCUACCUUGCCAACUCAUCAUCCAACUAAUCACCUGAAUAAUCUAUUUAAUUACUUCGAUUGGCCAUUAUUAUCACGGAACUUUCAACAUGGUGUCAUCUCUGGUAGAGGAAUUUCACGAUAUCAAAUAUCAAGAAUAUGAGGGCCUUGACGGCCUUCCUUAUGAAACUGAUCUACAACUUGAUUGGUCAGAUACUACUGUGAUGCCUGUCAAGCGCAAACGCGAGCCUCAGUUCACUACUGGCCCCAAUCCUCGGCUCGUAAUUAAAAGAAUUAGAGCACCUGAUGAGCAGUCAUUCAACGAUCACAUGAAACGAUUAAUUCUAAGAGAAGCCCGAUGCUUGAACUAUGCCAAGCAUCGUCAUAUAAUUAGAUUUGAGACAGCCUUCUACUUAGAGUCCCAAGAUGAAUCGAGGUCCUUCAUGGGCAUCGUGAUGGAUCGCGCAGAGGGCGACAUUCGGGCCUACCUCAAAUGUCAAAUGAGCUCGGAAAAAAACUCGAAGAUUUGCGGUUGGUUCCAGUGCUUGUCUAAUGCUGUGGCCUACGUCCAUGGUCUUGGGAUCACACACCGCGAUAUCAAACCGCCCAACAUAUUGGUAAAGGAUGGGAAAGUUCUGCUUGCGGAUUUCGGAAUAUCGAAAUUAGGGCUUGUUAAAACCCUCCCAACAACGCAACCCAACGAUCCGCGGUCCCGGACACCUCAGUAUGCUGCCCCUGAAGUCGAAGAUGGAAGCACCCGGGGCCGAUCAGCUGAUAUAUUCUCGCUGGGCGCAGUAUUCCUAGAGAUGCUCGUGGCUUAUUCUUAUCCGACUGAGCGACAGAGCCUCAGCUCUGUGAUCCAUCUAUCCCCGAACGACUCGUCCUACGCGAAAAGGUUGAAUGAUGUUCACCUCUGGAUGACUGCCUUACAGCAGCGAAUGACGCCGGAAGAAGCUUGGCAAAAUAUGAUAAUUUGUACUUGCCAGGAUAUGCUAAGCCCAGAUAGAGAUGAACGACCCAGCAUCGAAUCAGUUUAUCAGAGGAUCAAGUCCGUUCCAUCGCCAAGCAACUCUACACCUACAUGUUGUAGCCUCAUGUUAGAAGGUGAAGACGUCACCGAUGAUCAAAGGUUGGUCGAGGCAUGCAAAAGCCCAGAGAAUAUAGACGAAGUGAGAGAACUAGUCUCUUCUAAGAGGGGGGACCCUAGGACUGUGGGAGUCCUUCACCAGGCAUCGGCACAUGGAUCAGACAAGGUUGUGGAGUAUUUAUUAUCCCAAGGGGCUCCUGUCGAUCUACGGGAUUACAGUAACCAAACAGCUCUUCACUGUGCAGCUGGGUAUGGUCAUAAAACUACGGUUGAAAUUUUGCUAAAAAAGCGCGCCGACGUAAAUGUGCGGGAUGAUGAAGGGCGAACACCGCUUUUCUACGCAUCUGGUCAUGGAAAUGCGGACAUAGUUUCGAAGCUGCUGAUGUCCAAAGCUCAAGUUGUAACGCAAGACCACAAUCGACAGACAGCACUUCACUUUGCGGCAAAGGGGCGGCGCCAAUCGUUCUCUAACCACAUAAGAGUAAUUGAACUACUAUUGGGACGAGCAGCCGAUAUCAAUGCGAGAGAUGCCAAAGGAAGGACGCCGCAGGAAUACGCGAAGUCAAAAGGCCAUGACCAUAGGGCUAGCCUGCUGGGUAACGAUGCCCCGGGCUCAAUUCUAGUGCAGGAUAAAUCAUUAACAGACCCUAGCAGCAUGACAGUAAAGAACAUCGCCAGGAUAAUCCAGCCGCCACGCCAAUACUGUGAUGACGAUAUACAACAAGUAGCGGACCAGCUCAAAGAUGUCGAACCUGGGUUGGAGCAAUACACGAAGAUCUGCAUAGUACUGCAUAAUAGUAUGCAAUCAACCGACGAUGUAUAUAAGGUUCUGAAGAGAUUUUCGGAGAAGAAGACGACGGACCAUAGGCUCCCCUUCAAAAAGGAGGAACUCAUAGACGUCCUAGAUAGCCCUGGAGCAUUGGCCCGAUUUGAAAAAGAGCAACAAAAGGUUUUGAUCGACACGCCUACCUUUCAAAAGCUCGAUACGCAUUACAACCUCCGACAAGACCAAUGGAGAGGGAGCCUUAAGGAAAUUGGAGUUUUAGGACAAGGAGACUCGGGCGUUGUGUAUAAAGUUGGGUUAGGGAACUCAGAUCAGAUCUACGCGCUUAAAACUAUAGAGCGCAGCAAGAGGAAGGCUGGUGAAGAGCUAGCCAUGCUCAAGCGUGCGUCACACAAGAAUAUCGUGCGGCUAGUCGGCAGUUUCACGUCACCCCAGUUCAUCGGGAUCUUGAUGGAUCCGGCUGCCGACUAUAACUUGGCGAUGUAUCUCGAUGAAAGCACUAUCGACCCCCAAAAAGAGUCGCUACUACUUCGAUACUUCGGAUGCCUAGUAGACGCUCUGUCAUAUCUGCAUCACGAGGUAUACGUACGACAUAAUGACAUCAAGCCCCAGAAUAUCCUCGUACAUCGCGGACAAGUCUUUUUAGCCGAUUUUGGUAUAUCUUUGGACUGGAAGGAAACAAUGCGGACGACAACAUGGGCUCCUGCUGCCCGAACCCCCUUAUACUGUGCCCCUGAAGUCACCAGGGAAGGGCAGUCGAGAAACUCUACAGCAGAUAUCUGGUCACUUGGGUGUGUCUUCCUGGAGAUGAUGACUGUCCUUAAGGGGCGACACGUGAAGGAAAUAUCGACGUUUCUCGGCGACCGCGGUUCCAGGGGCUCUUCAUACGGCGAAAGGCUAUCGGACGUUCUCUUGUGGAUACGGAUCCUCGAGGAGGAAAACAAUGAUAUCACAAAUGAGCCUUUUGAGUGGAUUCAUGACAUGCUCCAGCAUGAACCCAAGGCAAGACCCGGGGCAAGCAGAUUACGGAAAAUCUUACAGGAAAAGAGUGAUUCUAACGCGGGGUUAUCUUUCUUUGGUGACUGCUGCAGGAGAAAUACCGUAGCCUUGCGAGAACGUAAUGAUUCUCGUCAACUUGAAGAAAUCUUUGAUGAUAGUCCGAUCGAAAAAGAUACCCGUAUUGCAGCCGUUGGCUGGUCUGGCGAACGGCGGUUGUAUAUUCAAGGAACUGAUGGAGGUAUUCGAGAAGCUGCCCGGAAACAAUAUGGCUCGUCUUGGGAGGGGGGAAGACCCGAGGACAAGAUCGCCAAAGGGAAGCUGCGUACGCCUAUUGCAGCGACUGCUUGGCAGCAGAUAGGAGGUCAUAGACAACCAGUGGUUCGCGUUUAUUUCCUUGACAACAAUGAUCUCAUCCAGGAACGAUCAUGGAACCCCGUUCUGGGAUGGACCGAUGGUGCACUAAGUAGACAUAGAAUUCAAGCAGCGCCAACAAGUGAACUUGCCGUCACGUCCUGGGGCGAUGGCAACAUAAUUCUUUGUUACCAAGAUAUCGAUAACUCUAUCCGUAUUCUCCAUGGGUGGGCCCCCAGGUCCGAAUGGCGACGUGGCUCAAUUCUCCGAGAUGAAGCGGCCAUUGGUUCGCCACUAGCAGCAAUAAACUUCGAACAUCUUGGGCAUCGCGGAUUGAGGCUUUAUUGUAAAUUUGAGGAGGCCGAGUUUGGUGAAUUAUGUUGGGAUAAGGUCGAAGACGAGGGAAGAGAGAAUCCCGAUCCUUACAGAGGCGGUUAUUCCAGAACAGCCACCCCUGGAUCUUCUAUCACCGCAGUUGCCUUUAAGCAGGUAGACCUAGAGAUGUUCAUUUAUUACUCUAGCCCGGCUGAUGGUAUCAUCGAAAACCGAUAUAGUGGGGGCUGGUUAGGGUGGGAUACACGAGUUGGAAACGGUACACUAACGGGUCCCAUCUCGGCUCUGCGGUUAGAGAAUGGCUCAAUGGCGGCCUAUUUCGUGGACGGAAGUAAUCUCAUGGAAGUUGUACGCGAGGACGGAAAUUGGUCACAGACCGUUAUCAUGGCCAGUCAAGAAGAACGCACGUUGGUGAAUCCUGGAGAGCAACCAGGAACGCAACCACUCAACAACAAGCCCAAAACGGACCCGGGAUCAUCGGAGUCAACCCAUCACUUAGUACCGCGCCUGGAAUCUCCUAAAACACCAUCUGGGUGUCGAUCGAUUCUAUGGAGCACCGCUUCGUAUUUCAGGAGUAUAUUCUCAUGCUUAGGUGGUACUUUGGUACGUAGACGAAAGUAA
This is a messenger RNA of Hypoxylon trugodes, 4494 nucleotides long. Its product is annotated as kinase-like domain-containing protein. Gene Ontology annotation, molecular function: ATP binding; protein serine/threonine kinase activity; protein binding. The transcript has 4 exons. Lineage: Eukaryota; Fungi; Ascomycota; Sordariomycetes; Xylariales; Hypoxylaceae. Gene Ontology annotation, biological process: protein phosphorylation. Bases 430 to 4494 code for a protein of 1354 amino acids. Gene Ontology annotation, cellular component: cytoplasm. The record is from RefSeq and is a predicted model, not a curated record.